UACGUGGACCGUGAGUGAAUUAACGCUCCACUUCCGCCUGGGAUUGCAGUGAUUUAAUCAGGAAGUGUGUAAUUUGGUGAAUCCCCGCGACUCUCUUUCGCUCAUUGUCCGGCCCGCGGCUGGAGUGGCGCGAUGUGGUGUGAAUUUGUGGGCUGGUGUGAGAGAUGCUGAAGGUGAUGUCGGGUUACAAUUGAUUGAAUAAUGAAGAAGACACCACAAAAGACUCCCGAGGGGAGCACGGCAUCGUGCACGGUGAACCUGGUGCUAUUUGUGCUCUGUAUCUCGUCCGUGGGCACUUCCUUCUAUGCCAACUUCCGCCAGUCCAUCCUCGAGGAUCGCGUGCGGUACAUCAACCAGCUGGAUGACCGCCUCAGCGUGGUGGAGGCCAAGCUGCAGACCAUGCAGCCAUCAGCGGCCUUCGUAGAGCCACCCUUCGGGGACGUGGCCAGUGUGGUGAGGAAGCUGUCGCUGGAGGUGGCCGGAAUCCAGAGACUGAGACGUGAUGUGUCACACUUGAAAGUAACGCGUCAACAGCGUCAAACCGCAAUUCAGCAAACGCCAGAUUGUGUCUGCCCUCCGGGUCCGCCAGGACCACCCGGAAAGCGAGGGAAGAAGGGCAAAAAGGGCGAUACAGGAGAUUCAGGACCAGCUGGUCCCUCAGGCCUCAAUGGUAUUCCGGGACCAAUAGGCCUGGACGGACCGAAAGGAGAAUCCGGAGCACCAGGAUCGAAGGGUCAAAAGGGUGAUCUGGGUGCGCUUGCCUUCGACAUCUUCUCGUCGAAGGGACUGAAGCGAUCAGUGACGACUCUGCGAGGCGGCUCAUUGGGAUACGCGGAGAUUGUGGCUGUUAAGGGCGAACCAGGUGCGCCAGGACCACCCGGAGAGCCUGGACCGCCAGGACAAGCCGGCGUUCCCGGGGACGACGGGAAGCUGGGGCCCGCCGGAGCGAUCGGGCCACCAGGAGAGAAAGGCCAAACCGGAGAAAUUGGAGCGCCAGGAUCGCCUGGACCGAAGGGUGACAAAGGGGAUCGUGGCAUUGUGACAACAAUCAGCAGCGAUCAGUUUCCGAAUGGCAUCAUCGAGGGUCCGCCGGGACCACCUGGACCGCCAGGAGAGCCUGGGGCCAAGGGUGACCGCGGCGAGGCCGGACCUGUCGGACCACCGGGUGGCAAAGGACCUCGCGGGAAGCGCGGCAAGCGGAUAGGGGCUGGCAAGGAGGAGGUGGAUUACGAUGAUCCUGUCACGGUGCUGAGAGGUCCACCAGGGCCACCAGGACCGCCAGGACCGCCGGGAUUCCAGGGCAAGGACGGAUUGGCCGGACAGAAAGGCGACCGCGGCCAAGUCGGUGAACCCGGCUCUCUUGGUCCGCGCGGAUUGGACGGUCUGCCCGGAGAGCCUGGCAUUGAAGGACCGCCGGGAUUGCCAGGAUAUCAAGGCCCUGCAGGCGAGAAGGGCGAGAGAGGCGACAUCGGACCACCCGGCCUCAUGGGCCCACCCGGACUGCCCGGUCCGCCAGGCUUCCCAGGACCCAAAGGAGACAGAGCCGAAGGUGUUCAACCCGAAUACAAAUUGAGAAAAAUGAGGAGAAGACAAGACGAUCGGAUGUCAGAUGCUCCAUCACGCACAAAUGUCCACAUCGAAUACUUGCGUGGCCCGCCCGGACCGCCGGGGCCGCAGGGAGUUCCCGGGCACACUGGGCAGCGAGGAGAGCGCGGCGCAGACGGCCGGAAGGGGGACUUGGGGCCGAAGGGCGUGAAGGGUGAUCAAGGCCCAAUGGGACUGCCCGGACCCAUGGGAGUGAUUGCCGAUGCCGACACCAUGACUCCAAUGCGUCGACGGAGCUAUCCUGCCAAGGCAGUCCCAGAAGUGGCGCAACUUCUCAUCGCUCAUGCGAUGGAUCACGAAUCUCCCUUUCCUUCACGGAGGCGUGAGGAACUGUCCAAGAUUCUGAAUUUCAUCCUCCUGAAUUCGCUGAUGAUUGAAGAGUUCUCAGAGGCCAUCCAGAAUGCUCCAAUUCGGCGGCUGCUCUUGACAGCGAAUCAGCGACCAAGUGCCGUGAAAUUCAGCCGAACAACUCGCCCAGAAUUCACCCCAGGACACUCUCAGAGGCUCCCGGGCUACAGUCUGCGCUUGUGUGACGGAGAAAAAUGCGCUCCAUUCACGUUGAGGAUUUAUGGGCCAUUUCCGGCUUCUUUCCUCGCGAUGGAGACUCUCUUUGCCGAAGCCACUCACGGAGGCUUCGCUAACGAGUCGGACGUGCCUCUGCCUCGAGUUUCACCUCACAUCAGUCGCCUGUCACUCGACAUUCCUAGAGGGAUGGCACGGGUUAACACAGGGUGGAAGCUGAAGUUUCAGCCUGCCUUUGCCACAUUAGCGGCGGCCUAUAUCGCUGCUGCUCUGCUUCAAAGAGCUUCUCGAGGCAGCAAAGUCGGUGUCAAGUGGCAUGUGAUAAACAUUCCUUUGGCAACAUCAAAAAGCAGUAUGGUUCUCCACACCAACACCAACUUCUCAUGUGAGAAUCAGUCGACAAGAGUCGUCUUUUGGGUGACUUUCCCUCGUGAACAUGAUGGCAGUCCACAGUCGACCACAUCGCUUCACGCGCUGAUAAUGAGAUUUCUCUCGGCGGAUGCUUUGGGACUCUCAGACGCGAUUCUGACUGCCAUCGAGUUCAGUACUCUGCUGAGUUUUGCCACUGUCGUAUCCUUCGCUCGCGAUUGUCACAUCGCGACAACGUGCGUGCAUCCCAGCGAAAGCUCAGGCGAAAGCUCACAAGGAAUCGCUGGUGACUCUCACGUGAAAUCAUCAAGAAGACGCCAUAGUGCGGUGAAAAUGGGGAAAUCUGACAAGGUCCCCGAGGAGCGCGCCACGUCGAGUUCAUCUCUUGUGAAUUGUGUGCUCUGUGUGCUGUGCAUUUCCUCAAUCGGUGCGUCCCUCUACUCAAAUGUACGACAGAACUACAUCGAAGACAGGAUACGGCAUCUGCGGCACUUGGACGACAGGAUAUCUGUGCUUGAGUCCAAGUUCCAAGACCUGCCUCAGGUUUUUGGCGACCCCGAUGCAGAUGUUGCGAGUGUCGUUCGGAAAUUGUCACUUCAGGUGGCCGGUAUUCAGAGAUUGCGGAGAGACGUCUCCCAGCUGCAAGUCACUAGACAUACCAGACAGGCAUCUGUUACGGGCGGGGAGUGCAUCUGUCCGGCAGGCCCACCAGGACCGCCAGGCAAGCGCGGGAAAAAGGGCAAAAAAGGCGACCCCGGUGAAAUGGGACCAGCUGGUCCAGCAGGUCCUCCGGGAAAGAAUGGCUUUCCGGGCGAUAGAGGCCAAAAGGGAAUCAUGGGCCCCAUAGGAUUAGAUGGACCCAAAGGAGAGCCGGGUAGACCCGGAGACAAGGGACAAAAGGGUGAUCUCGGAAAUCCAGGAAUUGAUGUAUUUCAGGCUGUUAAGGGAUUAAACUUGAAGCGCUCCGUCACGACACUUCGAGGUGGUUCUCUCGGUUAUGCUGAGAUCGUAGCCGUGAAGGGAUUACAAGAGGCAGGACACAAUAUUUCUGCAGCAACUGUAAUUCAACUUAAAGGAGAGCCUGGUGAACCGGGUCCACCUGGACCUCCCGGGCCGACUGGAUCAUCAGGUAUUCCCGGAUACGAUGGCAAAGCAGGUCAGCCUGGGGAACCUGGCCCACCCGGGCCGCCAGGAGAGCCGGGCGAGACGGGUCCCAUAGGACACAAUGGCACAGCAGGACUGCCCGGACCGAAGGGCGAUAGGGGUGACAAAGGCGACCGGGGACUAACGACAACGCUGAAAAGUGAUCAAUUUCCAACGGGUAUCAUCGAAGGCCCACCUGGUCCGCCAGGACCACCAGGACCACAGGGACCGCCUGGUGAGCGUGGCGAAGUGGGACCCUCGGGACCGGCUGGUCCACAAGGUGAAAAGGGACCCCGUGGAAAGCGCGGAAAGCGGCUGAAAUGCUUUAUUCAAGAGGGCGAAAAAUAUGUUAAUUAUUCAGAAGCGGAAAAUUCGACGAAAAUUUCCUCCAGCAAGUCAAUUUCCUCCAUGAAAAACAACACAAGAGGGAUGGAGCAUCAUGUUUUAUGUUCCACUGAAAACUGCACCUUGGGUCCAUUCAAAGACGAUUCAGACUACGAUGAUACGACUGUAGUCAGAGGACCGCCCGGUCCGCCAGGAGAUCCAGGAACACCCGGAAAGGAUGGGGAACAUGGUCUGAAGGGUGAUGCAGGAGAACCCGGUGAGCCCGGAUCUUUGGGUCCUCGAGGUCUAGACGGUUUACCAGGUGAGCCAGGAAUCGAGGGACCGCCCGGUCUUCCCGGCUACCAAGGUCCACCAGGCGAGAAGGGCGACCGAGGUGAUAUUGGCCCACCAGGCCUCAUGGGACCGCCUGGCCUGCCCGGGCCUCCCGGCUAUCCAGGCUCUAAAGGCGACAAGGGGGAUCGCGGAGACUCCUAUCGGAAGAUGAGACGUCGUCAGGACGAUGGAAUGGCAGACGCGCCGCACACCCCAAUAGAAUAUAUUAUCGGACCCGCUGGUCCGCCGGGACCUGCAGGAGUUCCCGGCCGAGUUGGUCCACAGGGUGAGCGAGGCCUGGACGGCAGGAAGGGCGACCGAGGCGAGAAGGGCCACAAGGGCGAUUCCGGACCCAUGGGACUGCCAGGCCCAAUGGGCUUCCGAGGGGAUUCCGGCCCCAUAGGCCCCGUGGGUAGACCCGGCCAAACGGGUCCACCCGGUCUGGAUGGCAUGAAGGGCGCCCAGGGGGAGACGGGGUCCAAAGGUGAACGAGGCGAUCCGGGAUUGCCGGGCACAGACGGGAUUCCGGGCCACGAGGGACCACGUGGGGAGCGUGGCAUUAAAGGGGAACCCGGGCCAUCCGGCAAGAGAGGCCGAAAAGGAGAUCGAGGGGACAAAGGCGACCAAGGCGUUCCGGGACUAGACGCGCCGUGUCCUCUGGGCACGGAUGGACUACCUCUGCCAGGAUGUGGCUGGCGCCCACCGAAGGAGACAUUCGUUCCACCACCACCACACAAAGACUACCUCCCAGACAUCACUGGACCCGACCCUGAGGCGGACUACGACCCUGAGGAGGAGGACCCGGGCGGACCCGAGGAGGAGUACGACGACUAUCAGGAGAACUUACACCAAAUGGACUGAAGACGACGGCAGGCGGUCGCACAAGAGGCUAACAAUUCUCACCUUUAUUCUCACCGAGGCACGACAGUCGAGGCGUAGAUGCUGGGCAUGGAAAAAAGUGUGCUGGACGGGGGAGGAGCGCCCCGAAUUAGCGUGGAUAAACUUAACAGGGAUAAUUUAACACUCAAGUAAACAGCCAUUAACCCAAAUUCCAAAUAGGAUGUGGCGCAAUUCCGUGAAUCUCCGGCACACGCCAGUGCUACCAAUAACCACUCCUAUACAUAUUCAAUGUAAUUCUUCUUGCAGGGAAACGCCAUUGAUGAUUAUUGAAUGCCACAAGAAAAUGAGAUUUCUGCUUGUUAGAUAUUAGCUCGUAGAACCAAUUCAUCACUAAGAUAAGAGAGUAUUUUGUUUGUUUUUUUUUAUAUAUUAGAGCAAUUCAUCUCCAGAUUUUGUUGUAGUGAGAGAAAAAUAAUGUUUUGUAAAGUGAGACUGCAUUUAGUGUUUCUUCCCCCUCCCCCAUCUUCCCUGUCAGUUCCUAUCCUUUGUCAGAUUUUCACUAUUUUUUAUAAAGCACUAUUUAUGGUAAAUAAAGAGGUCUUUUUAAAUCUAUAAAUACAGGAAAUAAAAAUGUCAGCUAUUUUUUAAAUGGUCUAGUGUGUAAAAUUGAUACAAUUGUUGCUAUAGUUCUAGUUGUAUUCUAUACAAUAAAAUGUGUCACCAGAAAAA
Molecule: messenger RNA, 5865 nt
Organism: Phlebotomus argentipes
Lineage: Eukaryota; Metazoa; Arthropoda; Insecta; Diptera; Psychodidae
Exons: 34
Coding region: 202-5157 (1651 amino acids)
Source: RefSeq, a predicted model, not a curated record